Messenger RNA from Xyrauchen texanus (razorback sucker), 990 nucleotides. Its product is annotated as PITH domain-containing protein 1-like. The record is from RefSeq and is a predicted model, not a curated record. NCBI's taxonomy places the organism in Eukaryota, Metazoa, Chordata, Actinopteri, Cypriniformes, Catostomidae. Gene Ontology annotation, cellular component: nucleus. Bases 155 to 787 code for a protein of 210 amino acids. The transcript has 6 exons.
UCCACUUCUACACUACCUGUGCCACUGUAAGAGGGGUUUGUGUUGUAUUUUACCAUAUGUGAGAGAAUCCACUGUCGUAUAUUGCACAGUCGUCUUAAAGCGUGAGUGUUUUUGCACUUUUGGUAUUCCUUCGUUUAAAGUGCAAGUUUACGCUAUGUCUGGACACGGCCAUGGCGGUGGACACAGUCACGGUUGCUGUGAAUGCGAUCACGAGCCAGCUGAGCGAGGAGUGGAAUAUGAGCUGUACAGACGCAUUGAUAUAGAGAAGCUUCAGUGCUUGAAUGAGAGCCGAGACGGAGACGGUAAACUGGUGUUCAAGCCUUGGGAUCAACGCACUGACAGGGAGAAGUUUGUUGAAAGUGAUGCUGACGAGGAACUUCUGUUCAAUAUACCGUUUACAGGCAGUGUGAAGCUGAAGGGAAUCAUUAUUGCUGGGGAAGAUGAUGAGUCACACCCUGCUGAAAUGAGACUGUACAAGAACAUACCCCAUAUGUCAUUUGAUGACACGAGCAGAGAGCCAGAACAAGCGUUUCGCCUAAACAGGGAUCCACUGGCUGAACUUGAGUAUCCAACCAAGAUUGCCAGAUUCUCCAAUGUGCAGCACUUAUCUAUUCACAUAUCUCGGAACUUUGGGGCAGAAUCCACUCGUGUGUAUUACAUUGGGCUACGGGGAGAGUACAAAGAGGCCCACAGGCAUGAGAUUACAAUUUGUAACUAUGAGGCUGCAGCCAACCCAGCAGAUCACAAAGUGGAGAACAUUACUCCGCAGCCACAGUUCAUAUCAUGACAAAUUAAGGAGAGAAUCUCGGGCUUACAGUGUGAAAUAGUAAAAGUGUCCAUGAGUUUUGAUAAUAGUAACACGUUGAACACGUUGAGAGAGAGGCUGUAUGUUCUUUGAUGUGUUUAACAAGUAUUUGUUCACCUGCAAUUAUGCUAAUGUGCCAAUAAACAUUAAUAUAUACUCUAUGUAUAUAUAUGUAUUAUUUAUUU